AUGUCGGACCCGGUGAUCUCCAGGGCGGUGCUGAACCGACUGCAGUCCCCUAGCGAACUCGCGUUCGCUCAGCGCAUUUUGCAGCGUGUUGCCUCAGCUGCUGAGCUCCCCGAAGUCGCAGCAGCUAUGGCGCGAGACACCAAUCACAAUCCUGCCAGCGCCUCCCACUCCCCGGCCCGCGAUGCGUUCCUGGAGGCCGCUGCGCUGUCAAGCCCUGGGGCCCGCUAUGCACGGGCAAGCGAGGCAUUGGUGCGUUCCUUGCCGGUUCAUCUCAACGAAGAAGCUGCGGCAGCAGCGCGCUCGCUAAGGGAUCUGCGCUGUGAGUUCAAGCGCUUCAGCACUCUCUACUCUGACGGUCACUUGCUCCCCUUGUCAGUGUUCGUCGCUGCACUGCAGCUGCAGCCCUCCGAAGAACUCCAGCGCCGCCAUUUCUCCUUUAGCGCCGAGUUAAAACUCCUAAGAAACGAAAUGCUCAAAGAAUACCUCCGCAUCAAACGAGCGAUCGUCCUGCAGCCGCGCUUCGCAGCAACAGGCCCCAUUAGAGGGCCGUCUAGUUACACCAACGAGAACAACAGAAGCGCAAACUCCAAUAGAGUAACAGCCCUUUCCAGAUUCUCCUGGGAAGCCAAGUUGUGUCAGCGGAGCUGCUUAGUUGCUCGUUGGGAGGCGUUUGAGCGUCGGUGGUUGCAAGAGAGGGAGAGUCAUGCGGUGGUGGCGCUUCAGCCGCUAGUGUCUGCUAUCGCUGCAGCGGAGGCAGUGCUGAAGAGCAGCAAGCAGCAGCUUGUGCUCCCGGAACCUUCGGCUUCCAAGCAACGCGUGUGCACCUACAGAGCCCUGCGGGCCUUCUGCAGCAGCAUCACCGCGUUAGCCCGUGACCUGCUUCCUGUCGACUCUAGCUGCCUUUUCCUCGAGGCGAGCACUCUUGUGUUGGCUGCUGCCAUUGCAGAAGCAGCAGCUCGAGCUGCAGCGGAGAGGGCCAUGGAGAGGCGCAGUCCCCAUAUGGCUAACAGCGGGCCCCAUGCUCACAGACAUCCUUCCUCGAUGUGUGCAUUUGAGACUUUCGGUGCCCCUGUGCAACAGGCCGAAGCACAGGAGGCGCUUGGCGAAAGUAGGCAGGCUACUGCCAACAACGGACGCGCAGGGGUAGUAGAGGACGUUUUUGCUGAUCUCCACCUGGCUGGUCUCACUGCAGAAGCCCGGGUGGAUGAGGAGGAUGUCGUCGUGUACUCUGUGAAGCGGCAGCAACUGAGUGCUUCGCGCUCCUUGCUGUCGCGCUUUUUCGAGCUGUUGCGGCAGGUGUGGGAGGCUCGCCUCUGCCUCACCCACAUGGGUCCCCUGUUAACCGUCAGCCGUCCCUCCCUCGUUGACGCCCUCUGGAACUUUGACGGGGCACAUUCUGGUUUCCUGAGGCCCCUGCCCCUCUCCCUACAACCCCUUGAAUCACAGGAUAACUCCUCUCCACUCUCCUAUCCCCCAGUGGAUGGUGGACUCGUACAGCCAGUGUUGGGGCAAUGA
Eimeria maxima is the source of this 1515-nucleotide messenger RNA. RefSeq lists its product as hypothetical. The coding region runs from base 1 to 1515 and encodes 504 amino acids. The record is from RefSeq and is a predicted model, not a curated record. The transcript is spliced from 3 exons. Lineage: Eukaryota; Apicomplexa; Conoidasida; Eucoccidiorida; Eimeriidae.